This is a messenger RNA of Aedes albopictus (Asian tiger mosquito), 1965 nucleotides long. Its product is annotated as rubber oxygenase-like. NCBI's taxonomy places the organism in Eukaryota, Metazoa, Arthropoda, Insecta, Diptera, Culicidae. The record is from RefSeq and is a predicted model, not a curated record. The transcript is spliced from 6 exons. Gene Ontology annotation, molecular function: oxidoreductase activity.
GUAAGUGCCUAGUAGAUAAAUCAGCUGUAUUGUUGGACUCCUACGAGCUUGAUUGUUUUGAUUCAUUUUUCGAACUCAGUUUAAUCUAUACAUGCAGUUAUUAUCGUCGACCGAACUUUGGUCCUCUUAGCUCUUUUGGGUUCCAAUUUGAUAACAUAAUCUACUCUCUCACUAGUGUUCCAUACCUGCGGGGACCUUCAGUGCAAGUGGAUCAUCCCAUUCAAUAAAGAUCGAACAAUUUUGUAGGCUUCAAUUUUAGCAACAUGAAUCCUAAAGUGGAUAAGGAUUAUUGCAAAACUUUGCAAAGCGAGGGAGUCAGUACACCGAUUGAACGGGUGACGGAUUCACAAAGCCUACAUCUCCCGGUGUGGUACGAUGAAGCCAAGUUCAAACAUGCUCAAAACUUCUACCGGCGAAAUGCUUACGCUCUAGUGGUGGUUGCUUUUUAUGGACUGGUAGCCAGCAUGGCACUUCCAUCAAUACUGAGUGUACUGAUGUUCACCAAACGAUCGUCGAGUGUACUGACGGCGUACCGGCGUUACAUGACGACGAUUUUGCACUUCGUCGGAUGGUAUACCGAAGAACUGAAACCUGGAACGAAGUACUGGAAGUCACUGGAGUUCGUCCGGCGAGCUCAUUCUACGACUAGCAGACGAGCAAACUCUAAGUCUCCCGGGAUGAUAAUAUCCCAGCGGGAUAUGGUGAUUGUGCAGUUUUCUUUUUUCGGAUAUGUUGUUUUAAGUCCACGAAUGUUAGGCAUCCAAUACAAUACGGAGGACAUGGAGGCAUUUGUGCAUUUCUGGCGAGUGAUGGGAUACAUGCUCGGCAUCGAGGAUAGAUUUAACGUCUGCACCGCCGAUUUACCCUCGACCCGCAACUGAAUGCAACAAGUUCGCGAUCUGGUUAUUCAACCGGGUCUCGCCACCACCGUUGGUAAAGAUUUCCGUCGGAUGACCCGAUACAUGCUCGAUGGUAUGUGGUACUUCAACGUUUUCGUGAAUCCAGACGCAACCAUGUACUUUACCUAUCGUUUGGCCGGAGUGCCUGGCUACAAGGAGCUAAGGACUUCCUUAUCUGGGGAGAAUUACGAAAACCUGAGUUUGUACAGUCGGAUGAUGCUGAGGGUGCUGGUGACAAUACACGAGGUCAGUUUGGGGGUUGCCAUUCUUCGGUGGCUGCAAAAUUCGUUGGUGUACGUGUUGGUAAACUAUGGUAUACAAUACUUCCCUGUGCUGGCGAUUAUCCGAUUUGGAUACAAGAACGCGAUUGUGAGGAUUUGAGGAAAUAAAUGGAGUUGGUGAUACAUCACUUAUCAUUGAAGCAACACCCCUUCGUACACAAUCAUUUUAUAAUAAUUUUAUUGUAUUCGCUCGAUUACUAGCAAUCGCAUCGCUUCUUUGUCAUACGCUCUAAAUUCAAUUCCAUUCUCUAAAAGCAGUUUUUGCGCAAACAAAAAUGCCAUCCAUUCUGUUAGGUUUUCGUCCUAAGAUUUGCAAUUCUAACUGGGCUUAUAUCACUUCUAUCGUGUUUUGUUUCUCUAAUGCUACGCACUGUAUAUCGUUUCCCUUCGUUUGUUUUGGUGAACGUUUGUAAAUCCCUGCGCUUUUAAAAAACCCUUCUUCUCGAUCUGUUCUACAUUUUGUUUUCUCGUUGAGCUCUCGUGUCAAAAUUUCAUAAGUGUUUUGGAAUGUGCUCCGCAAAAAAAGUCCCACUUGCUGUUGUUGCAUUGAUUGAGUUGUUUUGUCGUAUAUUUUGGACUGCACUACAGCGAAUAACUUGGUACAGAAAAACACGUAUCGAACUUUUGUUGUUAGCAUGUAAGUAUGUAAUUCCUUAAGUUUACAACAGGCGGUUAUGAUUUGGUAUGUAUAAAUUGUUUGUAUAAAAGUUUGGGGUCGGUUGGGUUUGUCCUUAUGACUCUCUUUGUUUACAAUACAAGCUCGUUGACCUGUCGGAAUCCUUCAA